Molecule: messenger RNA, 3208 nt
Organism: Arabidopsis thaliana (thale cress)
Lineage: Eukaryota; Viridiplantae; Streptophyta; Magnoliopsida; Brassicales; Brassicaceae
Product: Protein kinase superfamily protein
Exons: 4
Coding region: 127-3045 (972 amino acids)
Source: RefSeq, marked reviewed
AAGAUCAAACAAAUAAUCUCCCUGGUUCUUCUUGUUCCCUUCUCCCUUUUGGUUUUUGUCUUUUUAAUAAUAAAAACUCAUUUUGGGUUAUUUUUAAUUUCCUCUUUAAUUUAAGUGCUUCUUGAAAUGGGUGAGACAACAAAAGGAGAUGCUACAAAACCACCACCGAAUCAAAUCUCCUCACCUAAAGAUUCUUCACUCGAUCACCAAGCACCAAACCCAUCACUCCUCCAUCAUCACCAUCAUCACCACCAAUCUUUCCUCCCUACUCCGAUCUUCAUACCCACCGUAUCUUCUCCCGGAGCUCCGGUCAUCCCCAAAAGACCACGUUUCAGCACUUCCAGUGGUCUCUCUCCUCCUCAAUGGAAAGCCUUGCCGUCUCCUUCCACCGUCCCAACGGCUUCCACAAUCUCUUCAUCACCGACACCUUCCACCGCCGUGGUAACAGCUUCUUCCACCGAAACCGCCGGAUCUUCACCACCGGGUCAAGAAGCGACCAACAGUGAAAAACAACAACAACCAAAGACGGAGUCGUUUCAACAUAAAUUCAGAAAGGGCAAGUACGUUAGCCCAGUGUGGAAACCAAACGAGAUGCUAUGGCUAGCAAGAGCCUGGAGAGCCCAGUACCAAACCCAAGGAACCGGGUCCGGAUCCGGGUCGGUCGAAGGAAGAGGCAAAACCCGUGCUGAAAAAGACAGGGAAGUAGCUGAGUAUCUAAACCGACACGGUAUAAACCGGGACUCUAAAAUCGCCGGUACGAAAUGGGACAACAUGCUUGGUGAGUUUAGGAAAGUGUAUGAAUGGGAAAAAUGUGGAGAUCAGGACAAAUACGGUAAGAGUUACUUCAGGCUCUCUCCUUACGAGAGAAAGCAACAUCGACUUCCCGCGUCUUUUGACGAAGAAGUCUAUCAAGAACUAGCUCUUUUCAUGGGUCCACGUGUCAGAGCUCCGACUAUUAACCGUGGUGGCGGUGGCGGAGCUACGGUAACUGUUGCCUCAACGCCUCCGUCUGUUGAGGCGCUUCCUCCUCCUCUUUAUCCAGCAUUGAUGACUUCAAGAGACGAAUAUGAUAUUGAAAACAACCCUAUCCCUUCCAUUGGAAGAGGGAAGCGUUUGGCAUUAUCACUAGUUGGAGAUGAUCACCAUCCUCAAUAUCCGUAUGCACACAACAUUGCUAGAGGAUCAGGUUUAUUCUCUAAUAAAUCAUUAUACAAUCCCUUUUUUGAGAUGAUUCCUUCUUCUUCUUCUUCGUCUUCCUCGCUGAGAGAUCUUCGCCGUAUUGGAAAAAUACGGCUAACUUGGGAGGAAUCGGUUAACUUGUGGGCUGAAGGAGAGGUUGAUUAUGGGAGAAUUAGGGUUAGUGGGUCGAGUUUCUUGAAUGCGGAUGAGCUCACAUACUUGGAUGAUUCCAUGGUGGCUUGUACAAUGGAAUCCUUCCAAGAUGGACCUCUCAAGGGAUUUUCUUUGGAUAAAUUUAUUUCUGGUCAACAUCUUAAAGUCUUUGGGAGACAAAGGUCAACUUCAUCAUCUGCUCCCUCACCUUCAGUAAAUGUGGCUGGUGUGUUUGAUCGACCUCAGCUUCAACUUUCAGAACCCAUUUAUAAAUCAAUAUCAACAUUGGAGUUCCAAGACCCAUCGGAGCAUUGCUUAAGUAAAUUGCGAGUGCCAGCCGGAAAUCUUCCCAGUUUAUUUGAGCUCGCACGGUAUCUUCAAGAACCACCGCCGGAAAAUCUCCGGUUUCCUCUCCGGCCAGACGUCUACAAAGACUUGCCGCAAGGAAAAGAGCUCUUCUUCUCCAUCUCCUCCACUGAGCUACUAGAUUGUAGAGCAAUCACAUACGACAUCAUUGGCCCCAUAAUGUCCCGCUUAAACUCUAAUAAUGGCUUCGUUAUCUCGAGUAAAGACUCGCUGAUCCCGCUUUGGGACGACUGCAUUAACCGGAUGGUUUCAAAGUUUUGUGAAAUGGCGAUUUUGCGUAAACCGGAUUCGUCUUCUUGCAUAGAAAAUGUACAACAUCAGUGGCCAAACGUAAUCGGAUAUGUUAAAGGAUUUGGCUUAUGGAGAGGAGAAGAAGCUGACAAGGUACGAGAAGGUGCUGCUGAUCCUUCUUCUCUAUUGGCCGAGAAGAUUCUUUGGUCGUACAACGAUCUUCCAUAUAUUCUUGGAUAUCACGCAAUAGGGUUCACCGUAACAUUCUGCGCUUUGAGUCUAUCAUCACAAGAUCGAGUGAUCUGCACCGAUCUUUAUUCAUUCAACGUCUCGUCACCGUCGGAUAGAAUCAAGGCCUUGGUUCCUUGUUACCGUCUCGCUUCCCUUUUACCUUUGCUUGCAGAUCGGUGCACUACGAGGCCUUCAUGCUACAAUGACUUCGAGAGAAUAGAUCGUGGAGAUUAUGUGACCGAGUUAACGCCUCAUACGGUGACAAGGUAUUACUCAAGCAAAAGAAAAUGGCUGGGUGUUAAAGGAAUCUACGAUUUUCUCGACCAAAGAGUUCCACACGCGGAGCAUUUGGAUAUGGCAAGCGAGAAGGAUCUCUCGUUGAGUUUUAAGCCACGUGGAAUCAGAGUCAAACCUCGAAACAUUGACCAGCUCAUCGACUCGCUGAUGUGUGUGACUAAAGCGCUCCUUGCACUUCACGACCUUUCUUUCAUGCAUCGUGACAUGGGAUGGGAUAAUGUAAUGAGAAGCACGGCGACGACCACAACAACAACUGACACGGAUUGGUUUGUUUGUGGGUUUGACGCUGCGGUCGAGGCCCCACAGCUUAACCCGCACCGCCCCGCGGACAAAGUGGUAGACAAUGAGGAGAGGGAGGAUGAACGUGGGAGAUACGCGCCGGAGAUGGAGAGAGGCUUGCAUGCGGUGAAAGUAGAUGUUUGGGGAGUGGGUUAUAUGAUAAAGACGUGUGGAUUGAGUAAUGUACCAAAGAUGUUGAGAGACCUUCAGGGGAAGUGUUUGGAACCAAACCAAGAGAACCGACCGACUGCAGCUGAUUGCUUCCACCACCUUCUCCAGGUUCAAUCAGCCAGUACAUCGUCGUAUUAGUCUAGUGGUUUUAAAACCAUACUUUUAGUUUUGUCACAUGUGAAGGUGAUAUAGAGGGGUUUGACCGUCAGCCUACUAGUCAACUUUUGUCCGUUUUAAUAAUUUGGCAAAUUUAAUUUAGCUUAUGUAGCAACAUUUGUUUCGAAUAUUUAGAGAGUUAUAG